Messenger RNA from Adineta steineri, 576 nucleotides. The record is from the annotation of a GenBank genome assembly. NCBI's taxonomy places the organism in Eukaryota, Metazoa, Rotifera, Eurotatoria, Adinetida, Adinetidae.
AUGGCUUUAUGUAUGACAUUAAAACGUUCAUUUGAACAUGAUCGAGACUCGAAUACAAAUUCUCCCCCAUAUGAAUCAAGGGCAUCUUCAUCAUCGAAACGUCAACGUCGUUGUUUUCCAAUGACAGUUGUAUCACCAUCGAAUGAAACAUCAGCAACAACAACAACAACUGAAAUGUCUUUUGGAAAUCAAUCUGUAUUUCCAGAUAUUCAACCAAUUCUUACAACUGAUGUUUUAUUAACUCGAAUAAAAGAAGAAGUACGCCGUCUUCAGCGACGUCAUCAAUUAAAAACUUCUUCUUCAUCAGAAUUAAAUGAUGAUGAUAGUAAUAAUUAUUCAACAGAUUCCACAUCUUUAAUUAAUUUACCUGGACAUAAUAAUCAACAUCUUUUAACACUUAAACAAGUGAAUAUGAUUUGUGCUCGAUUAUUAAAAGAACGUGAAGAAAAAGUACGUGAAGAAUAUGAUCAAAUAUUAUCAAAUAAACUUAAUGAGCAAUAUGAAGGUUUUGUUCGAUUUACUCAAGAUCAAUUAACACGACGAUUUUCUGAAUUACAAUUUUCUUAUGUUUCAUAA